Molecule: messenger RNA, 687 nt
Organism: Mesorhabditis belari
Lineage: Eukaryota; Metazoa; Nematoda; Chromadorea; Rhabditida; Rhabditidae
Source: the annotation of a GenBank genome assembly
AUGGUGAACGCAGCUGAAAAGGCAGGACGGAUAUUUCCUGGGCGGACGACACUGAUCGAGCCAACAUCGGGGAACACUGGAAUAGCGUUGGCCUUCAUUUCGGUGAAAGGAUAUCGACUCAUCUUCACGAUGCCUGCAUCAAUGAGCGUUGAACGGAGAGUUCUAUUGAGAGCCUAUGGAAGCGAAGUAGUAUUGACGGCCCCCACGUUGGGGAUGCAAGGGUCAAUCGAACUUCAGGGCAAGAUUUUCAAUUCCUACAUCCCGCAACAAUUUGAGAAUCCGGCGAAUCCACUCAUUCACUACUUAACGACAGGUCCGGAGAUCUGGGAACAAACUAAUGGAAAAGUCGAUGUGUGUCUUCGGAGUUGGGCAAUUUUUGAAAGAAAAGAACCACAAUAUCAAAAUCUACGCAGUGGAGCCAAAAGAGGCUGCGGUCCUCUCCGGAUCUAUGACGGCAUCAUAACGGUACAUUCUGACGAAGCAGCGCUCAUGAGCAGGCAAAUGGCCCAAGCCGAAGGUCUCCUUUGUGGAAUCUCUUCUGGGGCUAGUGUUUGUGCCUCGUUAAGACUACUCAACCCCAGAAAUGCGGGGAAAAUUGAUUGUGACUAUGUUACCUUCUUUUGGAGAACGAGUCAGGUCUUCCAAUCUCUACUCCAAUUUGCAAGAGCAAAUGAGGACGAUGGGGGU